AGUACACGCUCCAUCUAGGCCUAGAAACUGACGCCCUCUCAGCUGAUAAAGAGAGGAACUUCCUUUCUUCCCUUCGCCGGCGUGAAAUCGGAGGAGUCUUGUUGAGACUUGAAGGUUUUUGAUUGUCGAAAAUGUCGAAUCUUCCCCAAUCGCACUCCAUGAAUGCUGCGUUUGGAGGUCCUGGUAUCGGUUCGUCGAUCCCCAGUGCCUCCGGAGCUGCACCGAACAAGGAGCGAAAAAUGGCUUCUUCGGAGCAACUAGUGCUCGACCUCAGCAACCCGGAACUCCGGGAGAACGCUCUCCUUGAACUGUCGAAGAAGAGGGAACUGUUUCAAGACUUGGCUCCAUUGUUGUGGAACUCCUUUGGAACCAUUGCUGCCUUGUUGCAAGAAAUUGUAUCAAUAUAUCCUGUUCUGUCUCCCCCUAAUCUGACCCCAGCGCAGUCGAAUAGAGUUUGCAAUGCUCUUGCUCUUCUUCAGUGUGUAGCUUCACACCCAGAUACGAGGAUGUUGUUUCUCAACGCUCACAUACCCUUGUAUUUGUAUCCUUUCCUCAACACGACUAGCAAGUCGAGGCCCUUUGAGUACUUGCGCCUUACUAGCUUGGGUGUCAUCGGUGCGCUAGUGAAGGUAGAUGAUACAGAAGUAAUAAGUUUUCUGCUGUCAACUGAAAUAAUUCCUCUAUGCCUGCGUACAAUGGAAAUGGGAAGCGAGUUGUCAAAAACAGUUGCAACAUUUAUCGUGCAGAAAAUUUUACUGGAUGAUGUCGGGUUGGAUUAUAUUUGUACUACAGCCGAAAGAUUUUUCGCUGUUGGUCGAGUUCUGGGAAACAUGGUUGCAGCUCUUGCUGAGCAACCUUCGUCUCGUCUCUUGAAGCACAUAAUUCGAUGUUAUCUUCGAUUGUCCGAUAACCCGAAAGCUUGCGACGCCUUAAGGAGCUGUCUUCCAGACAUGCUGAGAGAUUCUACUUUCAAUGGCUGUCUUCGGGAUGAUCCAACCACUAGGCGGUGGCUUCAACAGUUGCUGCUCAGUGUAGGAAUGAGUAGGGUUCCUACACUUCAGGCCGGGGCUGGAUUUGAUCACAUGAUGUGAACUAAACCCGUAAUGUAUGUUCCAAAAUUCUCUGUAUUAGCAUCACCUCAGCAUUGCCUAAACUUAUUUACGGGUUUGUAAUUCUAAAAAACAAUCUGCUCGAGUAAACCUUCUCGAGUAAAAGAAUUAUACACAUGUUUAUAGCUUUGUCAUUAGAACUGCUCUCUGUUUUCUUCGAGUAAUCUAUUGUGCAUCUAUGAACCAUG
This is a messenger RNA of Cucurbita maxima (winter squash), 1297 nucleotides long. Its product is annotated as CCR4-NOT transcription complex subunit 9-like. Lineage: Eukaryota; Viridiplantae; Streptophyta; Magnoliopsida; Cucurbitales; Cucurbitaceae. The record is from RefSeq and is a predicted model, not a curated record. Bases 132 to 1091 code for a protein of 319 amino acids. The transcript has 9 exons. Gene Ontology annotation, biological process: negative regulation of translation; mRNA catabolic process. Gene Ontology annotation, cellular component: P-body; CCR4-NOT complex; CCR4-NOT core complex.